Molecule: messenger RNA, 3755 nt
Organism: Vollenhovia emeryi
Lineage: Eukaryota; Metazoa; Arthropoda; Insecta; Hymenoptera; Formicidae
Product: serine protease 29-like
Exons: 6
Coding region: 2131-3471 (446 amino acids)
Biological process (GO): proteolysis
Molecular function (GO): serine-type endopeptidase activity
Source: RefSeq, a predicted model, not a curated record
UUAGAAUGUAUAUGAAAUAUAUGCCUGCAUAUAUAAAAUUAAAUCAUUUUGGCCGUUUAAAAUAUAUGACGAAUAUAAGUAAAGAAGGUAUAUUUCUACUGUACUCAAGAAUAUAUAUACAAAUAUGUAUAUAUGCAAUUUAUAUAACAUAUAUAUUUUAAAAUGUAUGUAAUAUAUUACAUAUACUUUAAAUAUAUUUUUACAUGUAUAUUUUUUCAUGGAGGUUCCCUUACAGAAUCGUACCUAUACAUAUGUAUACUGGGAACAAAAAACUGAAUAAUUAUACUGAAUAAUUAGUUCAAUAAUUGAACAAUUAAAAAUUACUCAUGUACAGUAAUUUACUAGAAAUUAUUUCGCUUACAUUUCUGUAAGGUUUAUUACACAGCUACGCAUAAAAGCUGAACAUAUUUACGAGUUUUACUUUUGAAUUUUUAUGCCGAUUCCUCUUGUAAUAUGUCUAUCUUGACACUGAAAUGGAAUACCUGAGUAAUAUGCAGGGACGUGUAACUAUCUAGUAAAGUAAACUUAUAUUAAUGAAGAGUAAAUCAUAAUACGUGUUACCAUAUGCUUAACAGUAUACACCUCUAACAUUUUUCGAAAAUCGAAACAAUACAUAUACAUAUGUAUUAAUAAGUGAAACAGAACUGAAAAAAUAACUACAAAUUUGCUAAUAAUAAUAAUUAAUGGUCAGAUCUGUUUCUUCAAAGCCAAAUAAUACUAUGUGAAUUUUAAUUUAGUUAUUUCAAACUCAGUAAACUACGCGCCGAUUGCUUGUUGGUCUUAAAACACAGUUCCACAAUUUGACGGAACAGAUAUUUUACAAUACAUGUAUUAAUAAAUAUUGUUUUUUAAUAAAUACGCGCGUUACCUCACAUUUUCUUAGAUAAGUUGAACUUGAUAAUAUGAUGAGGAAAAGUGAGAGAAAUAACUGAAAUCACACAUUAUAAAAAUGUUUUCUGAUAGGAUCACGCUUAACAUUGUUCACGUUCGCAACCGUUCCUGAAUGCGAAAUCAAUUCAUACACGUAUGUUAAAUAGGUUAUGGAAUUACAUCUGUUAUUAUUAUUAUUAUUAUUAUUUGCAAUACAUGGUCCUAUCUUAUAGUCCCUGAGAAUUUUAUUACCCGUCUUUUUCUUACUGAAUGCAAUUCGACUAGAAUUGCAAUUAAAUUAAAUGAAAAAAGUUUCCACUUAUGGCCAUUAGAGAAGUUGUUUACAUGUGAAAACAAAACAUUCGAAUCGAGUGUAAGCCUAAUAAAACAGUAUGUGAGACUUAGCAAGCAUUGGAAAAUACUUAGUGGAUAUCAUGUUAUUGAAGAAAUACGCUAAUAAGUCUUCGUCAAUAAGUUGCGUUGUUGCGAACUAGUCUCAUCGGACAUGCGUCCACAGAUUUCCCCGCAUUUUUCUUAUAAAAUCAUCUAACACGAGGAAAAGAUGUACCAAGCGUGCUUAUCCUCUAUUUCCCUUAUUGCAUUUACGUACGACUUGUGUGCUGCCUUAUAAACUAAAUGACGUGAUUGACUCAUCAUUACUUAACUUUCGAUAUCCCACUACCGCACCAGUCAAAUGCGACUACAACAUGAAAACUAUAGAUAUGUUUUAAACGGUUCCGACAGAAAACUGGUUAGUCUUAUAAACAUACAGUGAAGGUGUAGCAGAGUGGAUCCGAGAUUUAGUAUUCCGAAUAAGUACGUGAAACUAGUCGCCGCAGCAUUGAAGUUCACGUCGAAACAUUAAGAAGAAUAUUUUAGAAUUACAAGAGUGUCUAAAAAAAGUGUAAUAGAAAAUAAUAAGUAUGAAAACAUAACAAAUAAGUAAGGCAUCAAAGACAAGAUAUCAAAGUAUAACUCGGAACGCUUGAAAUACAUUAUAACUAUUGAUAAGAAAAUGCAGUCUGGUAUUUUAAAAUAGCAAAAGAUAAAUAAUAAUUCUGUUAUUAUUAUGACAGUAAAAGAAUUAAAGUGAUUUUUCCAAAAGACAGGUCUUAAAAUUUUUACAUUUGUUAUUUUAUCGCCGGCACAUAUUGCGUAAUAUACAUUCGCUAUUGACUCUAUAUGCAAUAUCUGGCGUUACUACAAUGUCCCAUACUCUAAAAUUUGGAUUUUACCAGUUUUUUAACAGAACUUUACACGAUGGCUAAGAUAUUUAUUUUCAUCGUGAUGCUGCCAUACCUAACGAUUACCAUGGUACAUGGUAGAAUUUCGUGCUCGGAAUAUUUCACAUACACGAUCCAUCCUAAGACAUACAAGAUAUUAGGACGGAUCGAAAUCCUAUCUCCGCCAAAAAAUGGUGAAUUUUAUUUAAGAGUAGCCUUAAAUGCUACCACAGACUUGCUGAACGAAACCUUUCGAUUAGAAUUGGCACGACCGAUAAAAGAAUCCAUUCAAGCUGUUCAACAAAGCAGACAUUUGUUGUAUCAUGUUCAUUUUCCUUCGAGCGAAAAUUUUCCAACAUUAUCCUCAAUAUGGUUUAACAACCAACAAUAUUGUGUAGAGCCUGAAGUGUUAAAUGGAAAUAUCAGAGCUGAUAUCGAGUUAGGGCAUAUUAUGUACUCGCCAAACGAAGAACAAGCAUCACAGAAUUUUCAGCCAUGGCAUCGAAAUGUGACCAGCUACCGUAUAAACAAUCCGAUUUUCAAUAACAACGACGAAUGCGGUAUUACCAGCUACUACUCCGAUAGCACAAACAAUCUUCUCCCCAACGGUGAUAUCGCAUUACCAGGACAAUGGCCGUGGGUGGUUGCAAUCUUCGUGGAAAACAGAGAAGAUAGUUUCAGGGCAAUAUAUAAUUAUAAAUGUGGUGGUACCAUCUUGACAAACAGACACGUAAUAACAGCUGGGCAUUGUGUGAUGAAAGACUCUCAACGUAGCUUACCCCCUAACAUGUUGGAGGUAAUCGUAGGGCACACUGACUUGCGCCGGUUUCGCCGAAAUGGAAUUUCCAAUCCGGAGAUCGCGAGAUAUGUUAUCCAUCCUGACUAUCUACCGACUGGUGUCGACGCCGAUUUGGCUAUUUUGAUCUUGAAGAAACCCGUCGAGUUUAACCCUUUCAUUAAGCCUAUUUGUCUAUGGUCCAGUUCAAUAACUCUUGGUGAUGCCGUCAAUAGCACAGGAUACGUCGUGGGCUGGGGCCCAGAUUCGUUGCGUGGUCGUGCUGUCGGGGAACAACACAUGGCGAGAGUGACAAUAGUGAAUCAGGAGACCUGUCUCCGGAGCGAUCAUUUGUUCAUUCGGCUCCUUUCGAAUCGUAGCUUUUGCGCCACCUCGCUAGAAGCCGGUCCUUGCCACGGUGACAGCGGGAGCGGGUUUGUGCUUCUGAACAAUCUCACAGGUCGUUAUCAGUUGCGCGGUAUCAUUUCGCGAACUAUAUUUCCUAAUAAUGAUAUCAGUUUGCUUUGCGAUCAAAAAACAUUUAUCGUCUACGAAGAUACAGCCAAAUACAUACCCUGGAUUCAACAACAGAUUUCGAUGUAACUGGUCUCUCGUCUCAAAAUGCAAUACAUGCUAGUAAAGAAAUCUUUUGGUGUAAAGUUUAUCCCAAUUCGUAUCAUUUAUGAACAAUUAUGUACAGCACGAGAAUUAAACAGAUACGAAUUUUACUUUUGAACAUUUACUGUCAAUUCUCUUGUUGUAAUGCAUUUAUUUUAACAUUAGGAUAUGUUACUGAUGUAUUAAUAAUCUAUCAGUAACAUAAACCACACUAUAACUAUCUGCUAUAGCAGUUUUAUUAGUAAUUAGAAAUAAAACUAUGAACAAUA